GCCAGAGAAGACCUUUCCGUGCGGGAAGCGGGGCUCCCCCCGGUCCCGGGCAUCAGGGCGCCCGUCGCAGAUAUACGUCCAGGCUGGAGGGAUCGUCCCCGGCUGGGAGGAGCCAGCGGCUCCGCCGCUGUAAACAGUGCGGGCACCGCCAGCGGUUGGGAGAUGGAUAUAAAUAGGGAGGCGGAGGGGAGACAGCCGGAGCGGCGGAGAGGGAGCUGCCUGCGCCUGCCUGCCCCUGCCCUGCCUGCCCCGCUGGGUGCCCGGCAGCCCGAGCCAGCAGCUCCGAGAGGCGUCGAGUAGAGUCCGCGGUCGGCGCUGCCGGGACGCUCCAGGUAAGCGUCUGCAGCGAAGUUUGGAACGCGCCGGUGCCGCUCGUCGAUCCGCCGCUGGGUUUGCUCCGCGCCGGCUCCCUCUGUCCGCGCUGCUGUUCUGGUGCCUCGCCGUGUCCGGGGUUGCGUGGAGCGGGGAGGGGGAUUCUGCUUUCGUUUUUGCGACGUUAACUGAAAGGGGGGAAAAAAGGAAAAAAAAAAAAAAAAAAACAAACAACAAAACCAAAACGCAUCGAAAGCAAAUGUGCCACUCGCCGGCUCCGUGCAAAGCCGCGGCGCACGUGUUGCGGGCGGGGGCGGCCCCGCGGCCGCGGGAUGCAGGUAGAGGCUGCGGGACCGCCCGGGACGUGCCGAGCGCGGGGAGCCCCGGGGAGCCGUGCCUCCUGCUGCCCUUCGCGCCGGACCCGGAGACAGUCCUGGUCCCGGUGCCGCCGCGGGACGCGCCGGGAGCAGCGAACGGCGGCAGCGCAUCAGGUCGGUACCGCGCCCCUCCGAGCCCCUCCACCUCCCGGCCCCGCCGCCGCUGCCGCCGCCCGUCUCUUGCAGGGCCCUGCCCGGAGGCCGUCCCGCACCUCGCCCCGUGGCGACCCGGCUCCGACACCCGCCGCGCCGCCGUGGUGGGCCGGGGGACGGCCCUGCGCCUCGAGAGCUCCGCCGCCUUCCACUCCCUCGUCAUCCGCGACGGAGGGAUACUCGUGUUCGCCGACCACCCCCACGGGCCGCCCAUCACCCUGCGGGCCCGCUACAUCCUCAUCCACGACGGCGGGGAGCUGCAUAUCGGCUCGGAGCGCUGCCCCUACGGGUCGCGGGCCACCAUCUCACUGUACGGGCGAGCCGCCGAGGGGGCGGCCGUGGAAGGCUUCGGGCAGAAGUUCUUGGGCGUGGGUCCUGGCGGCGUCCUGGAGCUGCACGGCCGGCGGCCCCGCUCCUGGACACUCCUGGACAAGACGCUGCACCCCGGCGGGCUCCGGCACGGCCCCUACUCCUCCGAGAGGCGAUGGGGCAGCCGCGGGCUCAACAUCCGCGUCCUGGACGGCGGCACGGCGCGGGUGCUGGCGGCGGGGCGCUUCGACACCCACCUGCGGCCGGGCGAGGGCCGGCGGCUGCGAGCCUUCCUGGCCCGGCAGCCCCCCGGCAGCGUGGUGGCGGCGGCCGUGGGGGACUCUGCCGCCCGCAGCCUCACGCCGCAGACGCGGCUGCUGCUGCGGGACCGCCUGGGCAGCAGGUUCAUCGCCCGCCUGGGAUACAGGCAGCCCUGGGCGCUGGUGGGGAUCCUCGGAGGGGAUCAGCUCUUCACAGCAGAAGAUAAGCGGGAGUAUCACGGGAAUGGAACAACGGGGUUAGCCAUAGCCCAAAGAGAUUUCCUCACCUACGACGGCACCCGUUUCACUGUUACUGCUUUCAGUGGGUGGAUAAAAGGGGUGCCUCAUAAUGGAUUUAAAGUGGAAGUGACCAAAGGAUUAAUUAUUCAUCUGGUGGAUGAGGUUACAAGCUGGUUACCUGGUGAUCGUAUCGUCAUUGCCAGUACAGACUAUUCUAUGCAUCAGGCUGAAGAGUUUAAUCUCCUUCCUUGCCCUGAAUGUAAAAGUAAUCAAGUGAAAAUUGAUGGCAGCCCACUUUAUCUUCACAUUGGAGAAAUCAUAGAUGGUGUUGACAUGAGGGCAGAGGUUGGUCUUCUGACUAGAAACAUACUUAUUCAAGGAGAAAUGGAAGACUCCUGCUAUGGAGAAAACCAAUGCCAGUUUUUCUCUUUUGAUACAUUUGGAGGACACAUUAAAAUCCUAAGGAAUUUCAGCUCUGUUCACAUGUCAGGAGUGGAAUUAAAAAACAUGGGGCAGCAAAUCCUGGGCAGUUACCCUGUGCAUUUUCACUUGGCUGAGGAUGUGGAUGAGAGAGGGGGAUAUGGACGCCCAACGUACCUCGAUAACCUGGCUAUCCAUCACUGCUUCUCUAGGUGUGUUGCCAUACAUGGAACUCAUGGCCUUCUGGUAAAAGACACCAUUGGCUAUGACACCCUGGGGCACUGUUUCUUCCUGGAAGAUGGGACGGAGCAGCGCAACACCUUUUAUCACAACCUGGGCCUCCUCACGAGGCCAGGGACGAUCCUGCCCUCGGAUCGCAGCGAGCUCAUGUGCCUUGCCAUCCGCAGCCACGUCCACGGGAAUUACAUUCCUGUGCCAAGCACUGACUGCAUGGCUGUCAGCACGUUCUGGAUUGCAAAUCCAAACAACAAUUUAAUAGAGAAUGCAGCGGCUGGUGCUCAGGAUGUCGGGAUAUGGUACAUCUUCCACCGGGUUCCCACCGGGCACUCUGAGGGGCGAUAUCCAGAGGGACAGGCUGAACAUACCCCCUUGGGAGUAUUUUACAAUAACAGAGUCCACUCCAAUUUCAAGGCUGGUUUGUUUAUUGGAAAAGGAGUAAAGACAACAAGAGCCAACGCUGAAGAUCCCAGAGAGUAUCUCACUGUCGAUAAUGCCAGGUUUCGCCCACAUCAAGAUGCUGAUCCUGAAAAACCACGAGUUCCUGCUGUGAUUGAUGGUCUUAUUGCUUUUAAAAAUAAUGACCAUGGUGCCUGGGCCAGGGGCGGUGACAUUAUUUUCCGCAACUCAGGGUUUUCAGACAAUGGAAUUGGACUCACUCUGGCAAGUGAUGGGACUUUCCCAACAGAUGAAGGCUCCAGCCUGGAGGUUACACGCUCAAUUUUUGUUGGAGAAAGCAGCAACUUUGGCUCCCAGGGAGGACAAAACAGCUACUGGGGAAAAGGGGCAAAUGGAGAAUACAGAACACUGCCCAGAAAUAAGACAUUCCCUAUUCGUGGAUUCCAGAUUUAUGAUGGGCCUGUCAGGAUGGCAAGAUGCACCUUCAAGAAGUUCACCCCAACUGUUGACAGACACUCAAGUGCCAUUGGGUUCUUCAUGAAAAACUCCUGGCAGAUAAGCCCCCAGAACAAUGUGUCACAGAUCCUGAUGGAGAAAAGUGUGGAACUGAAGGUGUUUUUUGGCAGACCGGGCCAAUGGUUUGGAAACAAUGACAAUGAUGGUGACAAAAUGUCGAUCUUCCAUGACCUGGAUGGCUCGGUGACAGGGUACCCAGACACCUUCGUAGGCAGAGCGGACAACUACCUGCUGCGUCAUCCCGGGUGUCUCACUGUCCCACGCUGGAAUGGGGUGAUGUGUCCAGGGAAAUUUGCACAGCUUUAUAUCCAGGCCAGACGCCCUGAGAACCUGACCUUGUCCAUCGCCAGAGCAGCCUACCCUUCCCAUCCUGUGAGACUGCAGGGUGUGAACAGAGGAGCACCGUACCAGCAGUACCAGCCUGUCGUCAUGCUCGAGCAGGAUUAUGUCAUCCAGUGGGAUGGCAGAGCACCUGAGGAUGUUAUCCUGUACCCCAUCAACUUCAACAGAGGAGACUGGCUGCGUGUUGCCCUCUGCUAUCCCAGGGAAGCCGUUUUCCAGGUGGUGGGAGAUAUCUACCAGCGACGGACAGGGAUGGUGCACAGUGUCCAGCACUACCUUGCUGCUCCUUCCAUCGCUCUCAACAGAGCUCAUGAGCGGCUCUUCUACUUCGACAGAGCAUCAGGGUACCUGUUUGUUCACCUGCAAGCCCACGCAGCUCGGGAAGGACACAGUUACUGCUCUCAGCAAGGCUGUGAACGGAUCAAAAUCACGGCACACAUGAGCCCGGGGGACUCCUGGAGCUGUGACCCCAACCCCUUCCCUGAGAGGCCAGUGGCUGCCCAGCACCCCGUGUCCCAGAGCCCAGCCGGGCUGUGCAGGGCGUGUGGAGCCCCACAGGUUGCCAUCACCAGCACACCCUCAGUCGAGUAUAUAAGGAUCCAGAUCCAAUCUCUCGGCAGGGUGGACACGCAAAACCACUUGACAUCUGCGUUCAUUAAGAUAAAUGGUACAGUGUUCCUGUUCAAUAGCAGUGGGAUAUUCUUCCUGGUGCUGGAUGCAUGUUCAGGAGCAGUUGUAAGUAGAUGGCACUUUGACACAGUUACCAGUGAAAACGCUGCCCGUGCAAUAACUGAUUACGUUCACACAUCCAUAAAAGAGAGAUCACUUGUUCUUGUGUGCUCUAGAAGUGUCACAGACGUGGUGGGCAGCUCUGAAAUGUCUGUUUUUACCAGGUUAGGUUCAGCAAAGCCUAUUGUCUUCCACAAGGGAGGGAGUUUUGCCAUGCUUGGCUAUAAAGGACAAGCCAAGCCCUCCUGGAUUAAAGUCCUUAAUCAUGCUGGUUAUCAGAAAGCUGCUUCUCUACAGCAUUAUGUUCCUUUGAAGCUGAAAGAGUAUCAAUGUCCAGCUGAUGCUGAUAAGUCACUAAGGUUUGCUUUUCCUCAGAGCCGCUCAGAGCACACCCCUGCAAAGGCUGUGGCACCCCGGGGUUAGCACUGCUGGGGAGCACCAGCCAGGCAGAGCCCACCACCCUCACCAAAACCUGCUCCUGUCCUUACAAGAAUGUACCAAACCAAUGGUGUUCACCUGUAUACUUUAUAACUAAUAAAUGUAUUCUCAUUCUCUGUGGUAGACCUUUAUUCC
Molecule: messenger RNA, 4867 nt
Organism: Empidonax traillii (willow flycatcher)
Lineage: Eukaryota; Metazoa; Chordata; Aves; Passeriformes; Tyrannidae
Product: cell surface hyaluronidase-like
Source: RefSeq, a predicted model, not a curated record